This is a messenger RNA of Cryptomeria japonica (Japanese cedar), 1539 nucleotides long. Its product is annotated as FHA domain-containing protein PS1. The record is from RefSeq and is a predicted model, not a curated record. NCBI's taxonomy places the organism in Eukaryota, Viridiplantae, Streptophyta, Pinopsida, Cupressales, Cupressaceae. Gene Ontology annotation, cellular component: nuclear membrane. The coding region runs from base 169 to 933 and encodes 254 amino acids. The transcript is spliced from 4 exons.
AACUUUGGCAAGAUAAAACUCUAUGGCCUCUGUAUGAUUUCAAUGAGUAAAUUUAUGUGAAUCCUUCUCCAAUUCAAAAAUCUCAUUGACAAUGGAUGUUUUAUUUAGAUUCAAAUACCUGGAAUAGUUCAACUUCCAAAUCUGGCAGACUCAAAGAAGAAAUGGCAUAUGGUGGUAGAUACUGGCUGUCUUAUACAUGACAAAUCUAGACAGGCUUUGAAGCAACUGGAAGGCAUCAAAGGGACUCAUCUGAUCAUCCCUAGAAUCGUUAUACGAGAAUUAGAUUAUCUGAAACACCAAAAUAAGUCAAGGAAAGGGAAGGAGGCUCAGGCGAUUUUGAGAUGGAUUGAACAGUGCAUGAUAAACAAGGGUUGGUGGGUUCAUGUGCAAAACUCUGCAGAAUGCUUUUCAGUUGGUGACACACCUCUUGCUUCUCCUCGUUCCGAUCUAACUGCUGGCAGCAAUGAUACUUCUACUUCAGUUGCUUUCUCAUCUUAUGGGAGCUUUGGAGAUGUUUUGUCACCUAUUGCAGAAGAUCAUGUUCUUGAAUAUGCUUUACUCCACAAAAUUAUAGCAAAUGAUGGUCAUGUUGUUCUUUUGAGUAAUGAUGUUGGUCUCAAAGUCAAAGCUAUGGCUGAGGGGAUGUUAUGUGAAAAUGCCAGGGAGUUUUGUCAAAGUUUAUUAAGUCCUUAUUCAGAGAGAUUUUUGUGGUCAGAAAGCACUGCGCAUGGCCACAACUGGACUGACAUCAAGAACAGCAAUAGCAGUAAACCUUUUGGUGUGAAAAGGAAGUCGGCAUACUUUGGCAUGAUGAGAAACUCUUUGCUUCGUCAUGAGGAACCAAAUAUGAAGAGUAAUGAGGGUGCAAAGGGAUUAAAGCUGAUCUUGCUCCAUAAUUCUCAUUUUGUCCCUUCAGCUUCCUAUGGAAUAUGAAAGAUGAUCAGAUUUCUUCUAGGAUUCGUGAUUAUUGUUAUAAAUCUUGUGCAGAUGGAACCUUACUGCAAGUGGCCCUCGGUCCAAUCCACAGGGACCUUAUCACUAUGGAAAUAUAACUAUCUCAAGGACCAUCAAACUUGCAAAUUUGGCUCCUAUGAUCAACCGGAAGCAUAGAUAUGAUGUAAACAGUGUUUCAUUCAAUCCACCUAAUAGUCCUUUUAAGCUGGCUGAUCACUUUAAAAUACAGGGUGUCUUCAGCUUGGGUUCUAUUCCAGAAAAUCCCACAGGUGGUGGCGGCUACCUGCAGACAGCUGUUAUGGCUGCUAAUUUCAGAGCUUUCAUUAACACAAUACUUAUUUUCAAUAAUAUAGUUGUAGUAGACAUGAGCACAAAAGUCUAUUUGAGGAAGACAUCUGUUGGGAUGAAUGCAAGAUUCAAAUAGUUUGGGACAAUACAUAUCAAGAUUUAAUCUACCCAUGUAUGAUUAUCAACAUCCAACACACCAUCCGUUAUGAUGCUGUAAUUACUCUUCUUGCAACCAUCGUUGCUUGUUAAAUAUGAUCAUGUACAACAAAAUUCUUCUGUUUAUAAAAUGCUAUUAUU